GGGAGAAAACAAAUGAGGGUUUUUGAGAAGCAAAUAUCAUGCCGAAGAACAAGGGAAAGGGAGGUAAGAACAGGAAGAGAGGAAAGAAUGAAGCUGAUGAUGAAAGGAGAGAACUAAUUUUCAAAGAAGAUGGACAAGAAUACGCUCAGAUACAACGUAUGUUAGGUAAUGGAAGAUGUGAAGCUUCUUGUAUUGAUGGUACUAAACGUCUUUGUCAUAUUCGUGGUAAGAUGCAUAAAAAAGUUUGGAUUUCUUCUGGUGAUAUCGUUCUCCUUGGCCUUCGUGAUUUUCAGGAUGAUAAAGCUGAUGUUAUUCUCAAGUACAUGCCAGAUGAGGCAAGGCUGUUGAAGGCAUAUGGAGAGUUACCAGAGAACAUUAAGCUCAAUGAGGGUGUUAAUGCAUUGGAUGAAGAAGACGACGACCCUAAUGAUGAUUAUAUUGAGUUUGAGGACGAAGACAUCGACAGAAUUUAGAUUUUUUCUUACUUAAAUUUCUUUUUUGCCUUAUAUAUUCGUUAGAAGUAAACUAUAUGAUCACAGAGCUUUAGGUUUCUGUAUGAAUAUAUUUAUACUUCUAACAAGCUACUAUAUUAUUUCCUAUUUGCACUA
Solanum verrucosum is the source of this 608-nucleotide messenger RNA. Its product is annotated as eukaryotic translation initiation factor 1A-like. The coding region runs from base 39 to 473 and encodes 144 amino acids. Gene Ontology annotation, cellular component: cytoplasm. Gene Ontology annotation, molecular function: RNA binding; translation initiation factor activity. Lineage: Eukaryota; Viridiplantae; Streptophyta; Magnoliopsida; Solanales; Solanaceae. The record is from RefSeq and is a predicted model, not a curated record. Gene Ontology annotation, biological process: translational initiation. The transcript has 2 exons.